Molecule: messenger RNA, 3688 nt
Organism: Chlamydomonas reinhardtii
Lineage: Eukaryota; Viridiplantae; Chlorophyta; Chlorophyceae; Chlamydomonadales; Chlamydomonadaceae
Exons: 31
Coding region: 302-3670 (1122 amino acids)
Biological process (GO): microtubule-based movement; mitotic spindle organization
Molecular function (GO): ATP binding; microtubule binding; microtubule motor activity
Source: RefSeq, a predicted model, not a curated record
GCUCUGGAAGGAUUGAGAAUAUCCAAAGCCGCGCGUUGCCACCUUCCAUUCUAUCAUUCUUGUCAUUUGCACAAACUUGGUACUUGACCGCGACACCAACGCUGAUACAGCACACGUGCAUACUGUAUAGAACAUGUAACUCAUGCUCAACAGGCUUCUUAAGAACCCGCGUGACAUGGCAAACCCACUGCGGUCCCGUGGACGCUGAGCUCCAAAUGGCUGCCUGCAGACUAUCAGGCGCCACAUUUAGGAUGCAUAGACAUCGGUAAAGCGGGCGGCGUGGACCUAAAGCGAGGCGGAAAUGGCAUCCUCAGUGUUGCUGGGCACGCGGCCGGACUGGACUCGGAGCACCUUGGGUAUCCCCAUCGAUACGAUCGUACGGAUACACCCAGGCGCUGUGGGAGCAAAGCCUGACCUCGCUUUCUCGCGGAACCGCGUUUCAGUGUCGCGUGUGCCCGGCGCAGCCGCGAAACCGGAGGAUGAGUUCGACGUGGGGUAUGUGUACGGCCCGGAGGCUUCCAACGCCGACGUGGCGGGCCGCUCGCUGCUGCCGCUGCUGCGCAAGUUCGUGGACGGAUACAACGUUGCCGUGAUGGCGUUCGGGGCCACGGGCACUGGCAAGACACUGCUCCUGGAGGGGUCACGGGGCAAGGAGCGACACUCGUCAGAGGGCAACGGCCUGGUGCACAUCGCCAUUGAUGAGCUGUUCAAGCUGCUCAACGAGAAGGCCGUGGCAGUGGGCAACGCGGUGGCUGAGCGGCGGCGCAUGCCCUCCGCCCGCGCCUUUGACUUCUUCCUGGAGACCAGCUACGUGGAGGUGUACCGCGAGGAGGUACACGACCUGUUCGCACGCCCCACAGGCGGCAACAGGGCGCCGCUGCAGAUCUACGAGGACGUGACUGAGGGCUACCAGGUGUCGGGUCUGGCCUACCGCAUCGCCAAGACCAGCACCGAGAUGCGCACCGCAUUCAACAACGGCCGCAUGCAGCGGGACACCACGAAAGAGGACGUGGGUGCGGUGCACGAGCGCUCCGCCGCCAUCUUCACCAUCCACCUCGCGCAGUACUCGCCGGCGGCAGUGGCGGGGGAGGAGGACCGGAUCAUGGUGUCCAAGAUCCAAUUUGUGGAUCUGCCGGGUGCGGAGCGACUUGCCGAGGACCCGGAGAUCCUGCGCCUGCGCGAGGGCCCCACCCUCAACCGCUCCCUGCACGCAUUCGGCGCCACGCUCCGCACCAUGGCCGAAGGCCCCGGCGGCGGCCUGGCGGCGGCAGCAGCCGCUGCGGCAGCCGCCGCCGCGGCGGCGGCAGGCGGCAGCAUGUCGCCUGCGGCCAUGUCCACGGGGGUGGGGUCGGUGCUGGCGGCGGCGGGGAACAACGUUGGCGGCAUGAACGGGGGGCCGGUGGGCGCGGCGGUGGGGUCGGGCGUGCCCUUCAUCAACUACGAGGAGAGCGCGCUCACCAAGCUGCUCGCAGACGCGUUGGGCGGCAACGCGCUGUGUCUGAUGGCGGGCACACUGCGGCAGGCGGACGGCAGCAACGGUCUGCACGCCAUCAACACACUGCAGUACCUCACCAUUGCCAGGUCGGGGCGCAACUUCCCCAUCAUCAAUCACGGCCGGGCGCGGGGCCUGAUUCAGAAGCUGCGUCAGCGGCUGAUGGCCGUGGUGGACGACCGGCAGGCGCUGCGCGAGCUGAUGGAAGGCACGCCGGCGGAGGGCGACCCCAACGCAAUGGCCAUCAACAUCGCAAAGCUGCGGGACCUGGAGGCGAGGCUGAUGGCGGUGCGGGGCGAGAACGCCGAGCUCAUGGAGGAGAAGCACGCGCUGCAGGCCCGGCUCCAGAAGCUGUACCAGGCCGAGGAGGGAGACCUGCAGGAGAAGAGCGAGCUGCAGGAGGCGCUGAUACAAAGCGAGGAGCAGCGGCUGCAGCUGUCAAGGGCGCUGAUCGAUUUCCAGAUGGAGUUCAACGAGGCGCAGCAGGACUGGGAGGCGUCCAGGCACGAGCUAGAGGUCAAGCUCAUAGAGGCGGAGGCUCAGGGCAUGGAGGCGUCCAUAGCGGCGGAGGAGCUGGCGCGCAUCAGCGGCGAGAAGGAAGCGCUGGUCAUCAAGCUCCGGGAGCUAGAGCAGCUGCUGGCGGACCGCACCGCCGGCCUGGAGUCGCAGCUGCAGCAGGAGACCGGCGCGCUGCAGAAGCAGCUGGCGGAGGAGACCACGGCGCUGGAGAAGCGGCUCGCGGACGAGACGGCCGCCAAGCAGGCGGAGCUGGAGGCCCUACGGAAGGAGGCCGACGACCUGCGCGCCGAGGUGGCCCGGCUGACGGAAGGGCUGCGGCAGCUGGCGGCGGGCGAGACGGAGGCGGCGGAGGGCGGCCCCGUGGACGAGCUGGUACACGCCCAGGACGCCGUGGCCAAAGCUAAGGAAGCGGUGGAGAAGCGCCGGGCGGCGUCUGAUGAGCUCAAAGAAAAGGAGCGGCGUAUUGAGGAGCUGGGUGCGGAGCUACGGGAGCUGCAGCGCGAGUACGACCAGCUCAAGAACGGGGCGCUGCUCAACCAGACAGCGGCAGACGAGGUGCGCGAGGUCUACCGGCGCAAGCUGGAGGUGCUGAUGCGGGACGUGGGCGACAUGGGCCGCGCCCUGGCCAUCAUGGAGAGCGACCGCGGCACAGACCUCAAGGUCACGCCAGACGAGCUGUGGACGGCCUUCCAAAACCUCAGCGACGAAAACACCAAGGUCACGGAGGUGCGGGAGUCGGACAUGCGUCACGAGAUGGACGAGGUCAUGGCGCGGCACGUGGAGCUCAAGCGCAAGUUCAAGGCGCUGUACCUGGCGUACAGGAACCUGCGCUACCUGAUCGCUGACCGCUGGCCGGCGCCGCAUGAGCCGCCGGAGGUGGUGACGGAGGAGGAGGUGGUGGGCGCCACGUUAGAGGGGCUCAUACGGUCUGAGGAGGAGGCGGACCGCCGCACCAUCAACAAGCUCCGGGACAAGGUGUCGCAGCUGGAGUCGCAGCUGUCGGGCCAGCGGGUGGCGAGGGCGGCGGAGGACGCGGGCGUGGAGGGCAAGGCCGGAGCCGCCAGCGGCGUGGCGCGGGCGCGGGGGCAGGACCUGCAGCGCAAGGAGAUCUCCCCGCUGCUGGAGAUCGAGAACAAGCGGCUGCGCGAGGAGCUGGACAAGCUGCGGGCCAAGAUCAAGGAUGAGGACCCCGCCAUAGCCGCCGCCAAGGCCGCCAGCGGCAAGGUGCCCACCACCGCCGCCAACGCGGCCAGCGAGGGAGUCAUUCGGCAGCUGCGCGAGCACGGCCAGAAGGUCACGGCCGAGCUGCAGCGCAAGGUGCAACAGGCCGAGUCGCGCGCCACCAUGGCGGAGGAGCAGCUGACGCAGCUGCAGGCCUACAUGGCCAAGGCCUCGGUGAGCUACCAGAAGGAGAUCGUGCGGCUGCGGGCCAUCGUGGGUCAGAUGGAGGUGUCCAUGGGCGUCAAGCAGGGUAGCUACCUCAACAUGAACCCGCUGGAGGGCGCGGGCGGCGGCGGGGCGCUGAGGCCGGCGGCGGAGGUCCUGGACGAGAUGACCAACAGGGGCUCGGCACUCACGCGGCAGGGCGGGCCGGGUGCCGUGCCGGGGAUACCACGCGGCGGGGCCGGGCCGCGGCCGUCGGUGCAGCAGCAACGUUGAGCUGGCGCGCGCGCAGGA